CUCUCCCUCUCUCGCCCUCUCCCCAGGUGUGACAUCAGUAUGACGUUAUCAUUCUCUCUACCGUGAGAAUGUACGAGGUGAUGCAGGGAGACACUACCACCCUUUCCUGGAGGCUACCCAGCCCCGGCCACAAUGACGGCCCACAACAGAGCCCCUUCAGCGGGGAGGGAGGACCCACCAAGAUCCUCAAAGUCUGUUUUUCCACCAAUAACACCCUGGGGAAGAACUUCAAACUGGUCAAGUGUGACAGCUCCUGGAAGAUCAGGGCUAUAGUACAGUCUAUCCUGACCAGUGGUAGACUGGGCCCUAACAUCCAGUAUAAAGGCUGCUAUGGUCUGCUACUGAAGCACCUCAAGUCAGACGAGCUCCACUGGCUCCAUCCAGACCUGACCGUGGGGGAGGUGGAGCAACGCUAUGAGAGUCACCACGUGGAGGCAGAGUGGAGGUAUGACCUGAGAGUCCGCUACAUUCCAGUCAACUUCCUGGAAAAGUUUAAAGAAGACAGUACUACACUGCUGUAUUUCUAUCAACAGGUGCGUAGUGACUACAUGCAGUACCAUGCCAGUAAGGUCAGUGAUGGGAUGGCCCUGCAGCUGGGCUGUCUGGAGAUCAGGAGGUUUUAUAAAGACAUGAACGCUAAAGGUUUGGAGAAGAAGUCCAACUUUGAGUUAUUAGAGAAGGACGUGGGGCUGAACCUGUUCUUCCCACAGGAGCUCAUUGACAGCAUGAAGUCUCGUCCUCUCCGGAAGCUGAUCACCCAGACCUUCCAGCAGUACGCUACUCUGAAGGAGGAGGAGUGUAUGGUUCGCUUCUUCAAAACACUCACUGAAUUCAUCAACGUUGAUGAGGAGGUCUUCCCCUGCGAACUGGUGCAAGGUUGGAGUCUGUCAGUGGAGCUGGUGAUUGGAGCCAGGGGUAUUCGCCAACGCACCCAUAAAGACUCAGCGCCUGUGUGUCUAGCGGAUUUCAAACAGAUCAAGAGCAUCAAGUGUUCAUCUCAGAGUGACGGCAAAGCCCUCCUCAACCUGGACAUAGAAGGAGCCAGACAGCCUCUGUCUAUCAAUGUGACUAAGUUUGCGAUGGCAGAAAACAUGGUGGACCUUAUUGACGGUUACUGCCGCUCUGAGCACGCCACUGACGAGUCGUUCAUCGCUAGACCAAACAAAGAUGCCAAUUUACGAAGUUCCCUGCCAGACCUUCCCACGAAUCAAACGGAGAACACGGACUCCUUCAGAUAUAGCAUGGGAUCUGACAUCUACGCUGAGAUUGACGAACGACCAAAGUCUGGUAAGUAGAGACACACUCUUUAUCAGGAUGGAAGAC
Oncorhynchus masou masou (cherry salmon) is the source of this 1323-nucleotide messenger RNA. Its product is annotated as protein-tyrosine kinase 2-beta-like. The transcript is spliced from 13 exons. The record is from RefSeq and is a predicted model, not a curated record. The coding region runs from base 69 to 1295 and encodes 408 amino acids. Gene Ontology annotation, cellular component: cytoskeleton. Lineage: Eukaryota; Metazoa; Chordata; Actinopteri; Salmoniformes; Salmonidae.